AUGCUUAUUAACUAUCUUAUUCCGUGGCUGCUAGUGGCACCGCCAGUGAUCGCCCGAACUGGCCCCAAGGCCGUAUUCGCUCAUUUCAUCGUUGGCAAUGCCGCUGCGAUGACCCCCGAACAAUGGGAGUCGGAUAUUCGAGAGGCCCAAGCCGCCCAUAUUGAUGGCUUCGCGCUGAACAUUGCGCCGCAGGAUAGUUACACGGAUGAUGUCCUCGAGAAGGCCUACUCGGCCGCAGAGAGCGUCGGCAAUUUCUCCCUCUUCCUGUCCUUCGACUACGGAUCGGGGGGGCCGUGGCCGGCGGACCGAGUGAUCUCCACGAUCAACGCGUACCGCAAUAGAAGCGCGCAAUAUAACUAUCACGGCAAGCCGCUCGUGUCCACCUUUAUAGGCUCUGGCAACGCCGACGACUGGCCUUACAUCAAACAAUUUGCCGACUGUUUCUUUAUGCCGUCCUGGUCCGACCUGGGGCCUGCGGGAACCCGAGCCUAUCUGGACACCAUUGACGGUGCGUUCAGCUGGGAUGCGUGGCCAGUGGGGGCCCAGAACAAGAACGUGACGAGCGACCGAGAGUGGAUGCACGCGCUGUCCGGGAAGCCGUACAUGAUGCCCGUGUCCCCGUGGUUCUAUGUCAACCUCCCGCAGUGGAACAAGAAUUGGCUGUGGCGGGGGGAUGACCUGUGGCAUUUGCGAUGGGAACAGGUGAUGCAUUUGCAGCCCGAGUUUGUCCAGAUUAUAAGCUGGAACGACUACGGGGAAGCCCAUUACAUUGGACCCAUCUACGAUGCGGGUAUGCCGGAUGGCUCGUCCAGCUACGUCGCGGAUCACCCGCACGAUGCGUGGCGAGCACUCCUGCCGCACUACAUUGCCGCCUACCGAGGAAUGAACACGACGGACCCGUACCAGCCAUCCCAGCAGCUGCCCGUGGCGGAUAAGAUGGUGUACUGGUACCGGUUGAAUCCGAGCCACGCGGGGAGCGCCAAUGGCACGACGGGGAACAACCCGGCGAUGGGCCAAGAGGAGAUGAUGCCGGGCCAGGUGGCCCAGGACCGGGUCUUUGUCAGCGCCGCGGUGCAGGCGGCCAGUGAGAUCGUGGUGCAGAUUGGAUCUUUUCCCCCGACCGUUCUGCAGGCGUCGGGGCCGGGCCUCAAUCACUUUUCAGUGCCGUUCAAUGGGCAGACGGGGCCGGUGCGGAUCGUGAUGAUGCGCAACGACGGCGAGGUGGCGGCGACGGUUGGGCCGGCGAUCACGGAGGAGUGCCAAGAUGGCAACGUGAACUGGAAUGCGUAUGUGGGUUCGAGCGACUAG
Aspergillus ibericus CBS 121593 is the source of this 1308-nucleotide messenger RNA. Its product is annotated as glycoside hydrolase family 71 protein. The transcript is spliced from 3 exons. Lineage: Eukaryota; Fungi; Ascomycota; Eurotiomycetes; Eurotiales; Aspergillaceae. Gene Ontology annotation, molecular function: glucan endo-1,3-alpha-glucosidase activity. Gene Ontology annotation, biological process: mating projection tip cell wall disassembly. Bases 1 to 1308 code for a protein of 435 amino acids. The record is from RefSeq and is a predicted model, not a curated record.